UGAUGGCGUCUAAACAAACCUGAGCGGAUUUGUGUUUCUCCUUUUGCUGCCGCUCUUUCACUGGAAUUCCUUCACUUGAAAUCGACCUCCUUUUAAUUUUUGAAGCCUUUUUUCUUUUUUAUCUUUGUUGGGGAAAAAAGGACAUCGAUGUAAAUGGAGGAAGGAGAGCGUGCGGCGGGGGCGGCACCGGCCAGUCAGGGAGGCGGAGGAGGCGAAGAUAGCGGUUCUCAUGCGGGUAUUCUGCACGGUCCGGAGCCUAAUGAAGUGGGGCUGAAGAAGGGGAUCGCCUCUUGGGAACACGGACCACAAGGGUCGCGGUUGACCGGAAUCCGUGUGUUGAAGCGCAAUAUGAAACGGAAUGGAAGCCGGUCCUGUGUGACGCGGAAGAGCCGGUUUGGCUCACGGGAACGUGAUUGGCUAAAGGAGGACCGACAUCGAGGAUGCUUAUAUGUAUAUCGAAGUGGAGAACCACAACAAACAGUCACCGUUCCAUCUUCUUCCACUUCCUCCUCCUCCUCAAACACUUCACAGUCUGACUUGCGACUUGUGCUGUGUACUACUGAUAGCACUGUAGCAGAACUUUGUGCACAAAGUGAUAUUGAAGGAUUGUACCUGCAAAUGCACGGGGAUUUUGUGAGGAAGUUAGAUAAUUCUGAGCGCCCACUACAAAUAUUUUAUGAUUACCUGUCUGCCAUAGGCUAUGAGGAACCAGCGUGCAUACAAAAAGAAGCUGCCAAUUCUGAUUUUAGCUGCAUGAUCCGCUUCUACAGUGAGAGACCCAACAAUGCUGACCAGCUUGAAUGGAUCCUUCUCAAAGGCAUUUUUAGUGUGCGUAAGGGAAAGACUCAACUUCACAAAUGGGCAGAGCGACAAGUUAUACUUUGUGGGACUUGCCUCAUUGUAGCCUCUGUUAAGGAAAGUUUCUCAGGAAAGAUGCACAUUUUGCCUCUGGUUGGUGGUAAGGUGGAAAAAGUUAAAAGGAGACUACAUUGCCUUAUGUUUAGUUCUGCUGGGCCUCAAGCACAAGCUUAUUUUGUCAAUUUUGAUUCACUUGUUGAUUACCAGAGGUGGUAUCGGCAGGCUUCUAAGGUUGUGUCUCAAACAGCUAGUGUUGUGGAUCUGUCCUGUUAUAGCCUAGAAGAAGUUCCUGAGUACCUCUUCUACAGCCAAGACAUCACACACCUAAACUUACGCCAUAAUUUUAUCCAAAUUGCAGGGUUGCACAACUUCAGCAGAUUUUCACAGCUGAAGAGUUUGAAUCUAUCUCACAAUCAUCUGGGCCAAUUUCCACAAUCCUUGUGUGAGAUCCUUUCAUUAACUGAGCUUAACCUUUCAUGCAAUGGGAUUAACCAGAUUCCUGUUCAAAUUGGAAAUCUACAAAGCUUGCAAACACUAUACUUGGAGGGGAAUCAUUUGAACUCAUUACCAGAAGAGCUGAGUCAAUUAUCUCAGCUCAUUUGUUUGAGUCUCUCCUUUAACGAUUUCACUGAGAUUCCUGCUAUUUUGGAAAGACUCACAAACAUGGAACGACUUUUCAUGGCUGGAAACCAUCUUGAAACUCUGCAUUUGGGAACUUUAUAUCCAAUGAACCAUCUCAAAUACAUUGACUUUAGAUUGAAUGGCUUGAGAGAAGUAGUGAGUGAAGGUCUUGAAGCUGUAAAAAAUAUCACAUCAAUCGACAUGCGGGACAAUUGCCUUACAGAACUGGAUUUAAGUUCUGUCUGUUGUCUUGAACAGCUAUACUGCCAGCGUAAUGGCCUGAAGGCUCUCAGUCUAAGUGGGUUUGCUUUGCGAGCCUUAUAUGCCAGCUGCAACUGCCUGGAAACAGUUAAUGUCUAUCCUGUUCCCAAUCUAUUAACUCACAUAGAUCUUUCAAGAAAUCUGCUUGAAUGUCUACCACACUGGAUAAGUGAUACCAGAAAACUAGAAGUGUUAGAUGCCAGUCACAAUCUUCUUGUAGAAUUAACUGCGAGACUUUUGAGCAGUCUGAGCUUAAGGAAACUUCAUGUAGGAUACAAUCAGCUCAGUACGUUACCUUAUUUGGUGGAUCACAUUCCUUUGGAAGUACUUGAUCUUCAACACAACAAACUAGUGGAACUCCCAGAAAACCUGUUUUACAAGGCCUUAAACUUAAGGUAUCUGAAUGUGUCAGCUAACUUGCUUGAGACGAUCCCCCCCUGCAGUCAGUCGGAUGAGAGUCUAAGUACUCUUCAAGAGCUCUACCUCACUAACAAUAAUCUAACAGCACAGUGUGCCACCCUGCUUGCUGGUCAUCAGAACCUUCGUGUGUUGCAUAUUGCAUAUAAUCAGCUGCUUUCUUUUCCUGCCAGUAAAUUGACAAAAUUAGAGCUUCUCGAAGAGCUGAAUCUAAGUGGGAAUAAAUUGAAGACAAUCCCAAGCACUGUGGCAAACUGCAAAAAACUACGCACAUUUCUUGCUCACUCCAACCAUGUUAGUGUUUUUCCAGAUGUACUGAGCCUACCUGAGAUUAAGUUGGUGGAUUUGAGCUGCAAUGAACUGACAGAGAUUGCCUUGCCUGAAUCACUUCCACCAUCACUCCAAGAACUGGAUUUGAGUGGUAACACGAAUCUUAUUUUAGAGCACAAAACCUUGAAUCUUUUCAGCCACAUUCCCACAUUAAAGCUGGACCAGAAGCCAACAAGUCUGACAGGUGACUCUAUGGGAUCCUCAACUCUUUGGAACCAUGGAUAUUCAGAAAUGUCUGGACAGAGGAAUAAGUUGUGUUUAUCAGUGUUAGCGAUGGACAAUUUUGGAGAUAAUGUGGAAGCAACAUACGCUAUCUUUGAUGGUGAUCGAAAUGAGGAGGUACCUCGUCUCCUGCAGUGCACCAUGGGGGAUGUGUUGCUGGAUGAAACACAACACUCAGCUGUUGAUAGCAUCUACAUGACCAAUACUUUUCUUAGUUCACACAGGAAACUUGGUAUGGCUGGGCAAAAGUUGGGAGCAUCUGCUGUGCUCUGCUAUAUACAUCAUGACCCUGCAGAUCCUGGGACCUACUUCAGCCUGUCAGUAGCAAAUGUUGGCACAUGUCAAGCAUUGUUGUGCCGUGGUGGGCAGCCUCUGCCGCUCUCUGUUGUAUUUAGCCUGGAACAAAGCCCAGAAGAAACCAGACGCAUGAAAGCCAAUAAGGCCAUCAUUACAGAGGACAACAAGGUGAGUGGAGUUACAUGCUGUACACGUCAACUGGGCUGCUCUUACCUUUUUCCAUGGGUCAUUCCUAAACCCUGGAUGAAGACAGUGCCUCUCUGUGCCCAAGAUGAAUUUCUAAUUCUUGGAAACCGUGCGUUAUUUGAAUGGAUUUCUUACCAAGAGGCUGUAUCAACGGUGCAGGCAAUGCAGGACCCAAGAGCUGCUGCCAAGAAGCUCUGUACUCUUGCUCAGAGUUAUGGUUGCCAAGACAAUGUGGGGACAGUGGUUGUGUCCCUUCAUAUCGGGGAAGACAGCUGCACAUGUGAACUGCCAUUGCCCACAGUGCCUGGAUGCACUGGAACAGUACCAGCUAUCUAUCCAAACUCUGUGCUGCUGGCAGACCCUGCUACCCCAUCUUCAAGUAGUGGUAUAGCUUCAGAAUUUAACAGUGAAAUGUCAGCCUCAGAAGUAGGCAGUGAGGCAGGCUCAACUGCUUCUGAUGAGCACUUGGCCUUAGGACUCACCUCAAGACCAGAGCGGAGAUGCAGCCUCCACCCGGCAGCUUUCAUUUGUGGUAUUGGAAGUAUGGGCAACAAUCUGGAGCUUUUUCAGAGACAACCUUCAUGUGCUACCUUUUCCAGCAACCAGUCUGACAAUGGACUAGAUAGUGAUGAUGAGACUCCCUUAGAUGGAGUCAUUUCUAAUGGCAGUAAGCUAGAAGUUGAAGUGGACAUUCAUUGCUGUGCUUUUCGGCUACGAGGGAGCAAAGAAGAAACUAGUGUAGAGGAGAGCACCUCCGAGGAACAAAAACAGGCAGCACAUAAGAAGCUAGAGGAAUCUGUGACUGUUAGUUCUACGAGGAUUGGAUGUAGGCUGCGACGACAAAGCAGUAUUGGAGUACCAACCAAUACCUGCCAUCUGUCAGUGUGCAAAGAAAUAUCUGAUCUUAAAAAAUCUCCAUCCACUUCCAGCCUUUUUGGAAAAAAACUCUCUAAUGGCUCAGUGGUUCCUCUUGAGGAGAGUCACAAUGCAAUCGAAGUAGCCUUGGAGGCCCCAAAGAAGAAAUCAGGCUACUUUGCUGCACCUGCUCAGCAGGAUCCAGAAGAUAACUUAGUGGUGCCUUCCAAUUUAGAGCAGGAAGUACAAGAUCAACUUAGGCUUUCCAAUCCAAAUUCCAUGCCAACACUUUCACAGCCGCCAUCUUCAUUAGAACAUUCAGAAUGGAAUGAAACCAAUUCUGGUAAUCAUCAACAACUUCAACUGGACCACAACUUCACGACUACACACCAGGAAGUGUAUGAUACUGCGUUGUAGCAAACAAAUGAGAUGUCAGCCCCCUGACGUUGACAUGACAGGAAAUAGCACUUGUGUCUAAAGGUAAAAUAUCAAAAGUGUAACAUGUCAUUUCUUUUUUAUUUAUAACUACACAAAUAUCAAUAGAAAAACUAAAAAAUGAGCAUAUAUCACGUAAAUGCCCUUUUUCUGUUUUUCUUUUAAGUUUUUGGUGCUGGCUAUGUAUUGUUUUAGUUAAAAUAGACUGUGGAAGGCAAUUCCUGAUUGUAGGCCUUAAUUUUUACAAAGGAAAUCUCAGAAAAUCAAACAACAGGAGAUAAAACUGAAAGUUUUCACAGACAUAACUGACAUUUCAUUUGUAAAUGGGUAUGUUUAAAAUUGUGUCAUAAUGAUACAAGCUCAUGGGACUUCAGAAGAGGACAGAGAUGACCUUGAAGACAUGCUGUUUACAGCCAUGCUGCAACAACUUCUUUCACAGGAGUAUUUUUUCUGGUGAUUGAGCCAGCUGACUACUUUUUGUCACUUUACCUACUGUAUCAGGGAGGAAGAAGGAACCUAUUUCUGGGAAAAAGUAAUGUAGAUUUAAAAGUAGGACGAUGGGAGAUGUAAAUGGAGCAAAAUGGAAAGUUAAACUGCUACUUGAAUCAAAUCGCUUCAAUCCCUUUACAUUUUCAGUUGGAGUAGUAAAGAGAAUACAGUGAUUGAAAUUAUUUUCAUUAAAAUGAACAGAACAAUAACUUAAAGUAACAUUUGUAAGUAAUAAUUUCUUGAAAGUCUUUGCAUUACCCUGGUACAUUUUGGAAAAUGUAUUUAUUGAUUAGUGUUCUACAAUGAAAAUACCAAUUGUUAAUCCAGGCAGUGCUAACUAGUACACCAAGGAAGGUUAUGCAUAUUUCUCGAUGACAUUAAAAUUUUACUGUUGGUAAGAAAUGCAUAAAAACAGUUUUGCAUUAAAUAAUUAUAUGAGUAAAUAGAUAUGUUAUGCUAAACUGGUGAAGAAGUACAGCUGAUUCUCAAAAGUAUUUUAAGUAUUAAGUAUUUUAGAAUUAUACUUUUGGGAUCUAAAGACACCAGGAUGGGAUGCAAGGUUAUAUCUUAAAUGACUAUGGUCACCCUAGGGUGGCCAUCUUUCACACUACAAUGCAUUCUGAAAUCAUAUUUAAACCCUUAUAAAAUCCCAAUAUGAGGAUUUCUUUUUGUACAUGACAGAAUCCCUGGGAAGAAAUUGACUUGGAAGGCACUCAGUGACAGUAUACACACUGUGAAACUGGCACAAAAAAAUCCAAAGUCAGUAAUGAUUUGCACUAUGUACUGUAUGUACAGUAUGUCUAUUUCUUUACUGUAUUCAUAUAGUACUGUACUUUGGGAUGGUGGAAAUUGGCAUUUAAUACAGUGCAUUUGUUUGUUUACCUUAAAUAAUAAUGACACCUUGUACAAAGAUACAGGUAAAUUCAUGUUGCUUUUCUAUACAUGUGUAAUCAAUUAUUUUUGCAAAAGUAAUGUAUUUCUUUAACACAGCAUCAAAAGAUAUAACAGUAUAUUAUUGCAUAAGCUUAUUGUAUACAAAAUUGCGUAAUGAAUUGUCAUAUUUCAGCAGAAUUCAGUAAUUUUAUCACUGUCAGUUAUAUACUGUGUUCAUGUGUAUGUGUGUGUGUGUAUGUGUUCAUGUUUUGUGGUAUCGUUGCGCACACACUCUUGCGUUAAUUCUUAAAAGAAUAAUGUGAGGCCCAUUCAGGAAGUAAGUACUGGAAGUGUGUUUUUUUUUUUUUUUUAAAAUGUGUUUCAUGUGAAGAUUUUAUGUAAGACCCCACAUUGACUCUAGUAGAUCUUGUCAGAAUUGAAAGCAACAUGCACUGCAAAUGCCUCAACUGCAUUCAGUUAAAGUCUUAGUUUGAAAUAAUAGGCAGUUUGGGAUAGUUUUAAGGGCUGUUUAAAAAAACAUGUGGCCUGCUUGUUUACCUGUCAGACUCUACACAUUUUGAAUUUAAACACCACAAAGUUGAUAGCUGUGCACUCUUCAUCAAAUUUGAAAUUCGAGUUAAAAAGUCUGCUUGUAAACCUAGAUUUGAUCCAAAGAUAAAAUGCAUCUUUUUAAUUUGCUUACUAAAGAAAAUUGCUCUCUUAAAUUCACAACCAUUAAUUAUUUCCAGAACACACCCCAUAAACAUCUAUUCAUAAAUGAAUGCCAGAAUUAAAAUGUAUGUAUGCAUAUAAAACAUUUCUGUAAUUCCAUGGAUGAAUUAUAUAUAUUACCACUUGCACUGAUUUGCACUGUAUAUGAUCAGUGACAGAGUAAUAACCAGAGAUUCAUGGAAUUCAUUUUUUUCUGCAAAUGUUAACUGAGUAAUCUGAGUGAGAAAAAAUGAUCUAGCAAUCAGCUACAUAAUUCUACAAGCAGGUAGAGCUUUGGUGAGAUCUAUGCAAGUUAUCACCUGUCCACUCUUUUGACACUACACAAAAUACAAAGGCUAUGAAAUAUAAGAAACAUAUAAACAGCUAUAAAUUAGGGCUCAGAUUAAAAGGAGCAGUUGCUAAGCCUUUCCUAUCCAAAACUAGCUUUGGCAACGAAAGAGUUUCAGCGUAAUGUAACUUUAUAUGAAUUCUUGGAAGUUGAUUCAUAAAUAAACCCCAUUUCAAAAAUGUCAAUCUUGCAGGUUUGUUUCAAUAGGGAGAAACACUAAACAAUUUUUAGAAAUGUUCAUCUUCAGCACAUGUCUGACUGUGUUGUUAUGGGAAUAUCUCAUUAGUAUAGUGACAGAUUUGUUUCAUUAGUAGAACAUGGAUAUUCUGUUGGUUUUAAAAGGUGGUUUUAGGUAUAGUAUCUUAAUUCCACUCUGCCAAACUGUAUUUUUUUAAUAACUUUUAUGGAGAACAUCUAUUUUACAUAGGUGUACAUAAAUCCUGGAAUUUCCGCUAAUUUGUUGUCAUGUUUAUUUAACUGUGGAAAGAACAUAUACUUUGACUUACUUACUUUGAAUUACCACUAAUACUGUGACACCAUGUUUUGUGGAGGCAUUUCCUUAUUAUUAAUAUUUUUCUUCUGUCUGCUAAUUGCAUGUUUUUAGGUGGUAGAGCGUGAGUUUUCUCUUUCAUAAGAAGUCUAUUCAGACAGACCCGCACAAAGAGAAUAACCUAGGUGUAAAAUCAAAUGCCUUUUACAAAAGCUAGAGCACACACUGUGAGAAGCGAUACUCGUUUGUUUCCCUAUGUCUUCUUUCAAGUCACUGGCAUGUAAUGUAGUAAGUGUUGUUGAGCAUUUUAAUAAGGCAGGUGUUGUCAGAGACAGGUACAGUAGCUUGUGAAAGGAGGUAAGG
Molecule: messenger RNA, 7757 nt
Organism: Polypterus senegalus (gray bichir)
Lineage: Eukaryota; Metazoa; Chordata; Cladistia; Polypteriformes; Polypteridae
Gene: phlpp2
Product: PH domain and leucine rich repeat protein phosphatase 2
Exons: 19
Coding region: 154-4464 (1436 amino acids)
Cellular component (GO): extracellular matrix
Molecular function (GO): protein binding
Source: RefSeq, a predicted model, not a curated record